This is a messenger RNA of Rhododendron vialii, 1597 nucleotides long. RefSeq names its product thaumatin-like protein. Bases 661 to 1398 code for a protein of 245 amino acids. The transcript has 2 exons. Lineage: Eukaryota; Viridiplantae; Streptophyta; Magnoliopsida; Ericales; Ericaceae. Gene Ontology annotation, cellular component: extracellular region. Gene Ontology annotation, biological process: defense response. The record is from RefSeq and is a predicted model, not a curated record.
AUGUCAAGGUGGGCUGUAUGAUUGCUUGCUUUGAAAUUUGCUCUCCUUUUUGCGUGUAACGAGGAUCUUACCAACAUUAUCCAAAUCUUUUAUUGCCAAAAGGACCGAAAAGCAUGUCAUUACUUUUAUCCUAGUACUCAUAUCUUCCUUUGUUUAGCUGGAGAAGUAGAUGAUGGAUAACAUUUAAGCUUUCACAAAAGGGUUUUUUUAGGCUGUUGUUAGCUUUAGGAAAAUCUAAACAUCUCGAGACAUUUUUUUCGCACCUCACACUUUCAAGCAAUUUUUUAACACAUUUUUAAGCACUUUAUCGAGCAGGAGCUAGGCUAAUGAGCUUCAAUGAAUUCCCUAAAUUAACAAGGGUGCUUGUAAAUGCGUCUCGCCUUUCCUCCACGUACACCCACUUUCUAUAAAAGCCAUAGCACCUCUUAUAAAAGAGAGAGUGGGACUGAAGAGCAAGAAAUGGGGGGUACUUUAGUCUGAAGCAUCCAUAGAAAAAUGAGAAACUGCUGCUGAUCAUUGUAUUCCCCCGCCUCUUUUUCAAAACCAUUAGUCUUUCUACACAAAGCGGUUGGAAAAGGAGUUGCAAAACCUCUCUCUCUCUCUCUCUCUCUCUCUCUCUCUCUCUCUCUCUCUCUCUCUCUCUACCAUUAUUCAGAGCAAAUGCCAACUUCCUUGCAUCCCUUCUUCCUCCUCAUCUUGUUCAGUUCCGUCUUCUCUGCAGAUGAGAUCCAACUCAUAAUCGUGAACAACUGCAAUGAAACCGUAUGGCCCGGUAUCCUCGGCACGGCAGGCCACCCCACUCCAAACAAUGGCGGUUUCCGCCUCUGCAGCGGUGAAGAAGCAGUGCUCCAACUUCCCAACCGGUGGUCCGGAAGAAUCUGGGGGCGGCAAGGUUGUUGCUCCGACCAAAAAACCGGUAAAUUCUCUUGUCAAACCGGGGAUUGCUCUGGCCUCCUCCAAUGCAUGGGCACGGGCGGAAUUCCACCCGCAACCCUAGUCGAAAUGACACUCGGGACCCCCAAAUCACCCCUCCACUUCUACGACGUCAGUUUGGUUGACGGUUUUAACCUUCCAGUGUCUAUGGUUCCAAUCGGUGGUGGCAUUGGGUGUGGGGUGGCGGCAUGUGAGGCAGAUUUGAAUGUUUGUUGCCCUUCCAAUUUGGUGGUCAAAAGGCAGGGGAAGGUGGUUGGAUGCAAGAGUGCUUGUUUGGCUUCUAAGUCUGAUAGAUAUUGCUGUACAGGGGGAUAUGCUAAUCCAAAAAUGUGUAAGCCUACGCCUUUUGGACAUCUUUUCAAGGCAAUUUGCCCUCGGGCUUAUAGCUAUGCGUAUGAUGAGGCUACGGGGCUGAAGACGUGUAGGGCUCCGCGGUAUGUCAUUAGUUUCUGUCCUCCGAAAUGAUGGAAGGUUUCGGCGUGUGUUAUCUGUUAUUUUAGCUGUUCUGGGGCUUUCUGUUUGAAGUUGAUAGUAGUAAAAGUACUUGAUUAUGUGAUUUGUGGUUGAAUUUUCUGGGGAUAUGAAAUCGUAGUGGGGAAACCGGAUAUCUGGUUAUUUCUAAAAUGAAGAGUUGGUGGAAGCAUAAUUGGUCUUCCCUUCUUUA